UUCCCUUUUUCAUGUUUUUGUUUUUCCCUCUUUUUUCGUGAUUUUUUUUUUUGGUUCUAUAUUUGAUGUAUUUGAAUCUGUAAUUUGAGCUUAAUAUGAUGUUUGGAAUGUAAAUUAAGUUUUAGAAGGUCACUACUGUUUUGAUUGACGAGUUGAACGUUGUGUUCCUGCAUUUUCCGGUGUAAUUGAAAUGGAAUUAUAAGUUCUUAAAUUACCUAAAAAAAUAGAUGUGGAAGAAAAUGCCUGCUAAAUUAGCUGUAUUUUUUAAGUUUGUGUAUAGAUUGGUGGAUUAGAAAGAAUCACUAGUUUGAUAUGUGCUUAAAGUUAUUCAACAGUGAGAAUUGAUUGCGAAUUGGAAUUAUUUAAUAUGAAUAUAGUUUGGGUGGGAACAUGGAGUUUGAAUAAACAGUCUAUGAAUUGGCAAAUUUUUAGUUCCAUAUUUAGUCAUUUUCAGUUGACUUGGUUGUGGCUUCUUUAGUCAUGUAGUUUCCAUUAAUAUUUGUGGUUUUUGUCUUGUUUUUACUUUUUUUACGGAUUCGGCAUGAGUGGAAGGUCGUCUAAAUGUGAGGCAAGCCGAAGGAUAUGAGUGAUAGAAAUCAUGAUGAUAUAUGUAUUGUCAGCUGAUGAAAGCAUUUUCAAUUUCAAGCAAGUUCAUCAAAUUUCUAGCAGCAACAACCCCUUUUUACUCUCAUUUUCACUUCAAGUGUAGUCAUUUAAUUUUGGGAAGACUAAAUCUUUUAUCCUUUGAAGUAAUUUUCAAAGCAGACAACAUGUUUACAAAUAUAAAUAUCUCACAUUUACUACAAUUCAAAAGAUUUCAUUGCAAUGAUCUUCUGUAGACGAGGGUUAAAUUUUGGUUUUUGUGGUAACAGCAACACAGACAUAUGCUUAUUGUUCAGCUAUGUGGAAAUAUCAUUUCUUUGCUUAUCUUUCCAUGAUCCAUGGCUUAAGUACUGUGGGGAAGAAAUCGUGUUUUUCACUUAGCAGACUUUUCUGGGUAGUUUCACUUUAUAGAAACCCUUACUUCUGGUGCAUUGACUUUGAAUGGCCGUACAACCACGAGAUUAGUUUAAUGUGGUUGGAAUUCAAGGCUUGAAGCUUUGCUUGUGGAUUGACGAAUCAACUGUUUGUAGGGCCCCUUUUGGAAGUAAUGAUGAAAUAACCACUUAGCAAGUGUGUGUUAGACAAUUGACUAAUUAAGGAGAUGUUUGUUAUUGGGCAUGUGUGGAGCAAUGUGAGAAAACUGGAUGUGUGGGCAGGAAAUGCUUCCAACAUUGUAAAUUCUCAUCCGAUGGAAAACCUAUUGAUGGACCAUGGUAUCUUCAAGAGCCACUAUAUCUGCAAUGGAAACAGUGGGACUGUCGCAGUGAUUGUCGAUAUCAUUGCAUGAUUUCCAGGGAGGAAGAAAGACAGAAACUUGGUGAUAAGCCUGUCAAGUAUCAUGGGAAAUGGGCAUUUCAACGUGUUAAUGGAAUCCAGGAACCUAUUUCUGUUGCUCUCUCUGCUCUAAAUCUCGCCAUUCAGUUUCAUGGUUGGGUAUCCUUUUUCAUCCUUAUUUACUACACGCUGCCGUUGAGGCCAAAUAAGAAGACUUAUUAUGAAUUUACUGGCUUGUGGCAUAUCUAUGGGGUCUUAUCAAUGAACUCCUGGUUCUGGAGUGCUGUUUUCCACAGUCGAGAUGUUGAGUUGACAGAGAAGCUAUAUUAUUCCUCUGCUGUGGCUUUACUUGGGUUUACCCUAAUUUUAGCAAUAUUGCGAGCUUUCAACGUGAGAGAUGAGGCUGCAAGGGUCAUGGUUGCGGCUCCUUUGAUUGCAUUUCUUACAACACAUAUCAUGUAUCUGAACUUCUAUAAUCUUGAUUAUGGCCUGAACAUGAAAGUAUGUGGAGCCAUGGGUGUAGCUCAGCUGCUCAUUUGGACAAUUUGGGCAGGUAUGACUCGUCAUCCAUCCCGGUGGAAGCUGUGGGUGGUGGUUGUGGGUGGAGGUCUCGCUGUGCUCUUGGAAAUAUUUGACUUCCCACCAUAUCAGGGAUUUGUUGAUGCACAUGCUCUUUGGCAUGCUAGUACCAUCCCACUUGCCUACCUUUGGUGGUGCUUUGUCAGGGAUGAUGCGGAGUUUAGAACAUCAAGUCUCCUAAAGAAAACCAAGUAGCAUUUCCUCUACCUAGUUCUUGAAGUAGACUAUCGAUUGUGUCAAGCACAUUGCAGGCUCAACUAUGAGUCGAACAACUGAAAAAGCGUUCUUUUUCCUGUGCAUGCUUUUUCCCAGAUGAUUACCAUGGAUUGGCUGGUCCUUUCACUUUGUGUUUCAUUUGGUGGUGCUCUAUUAUUUCCACUGAAAAUGUGGUGUACAUUCUGUAAUGAAACUCAAAUUUUGAGAUCGCUGUUUUUGUAUUCCGUAUAAAGUUACUAGGGCUGAAGAAUUUGAUUUGUA
Messenger RNA from Hevea brasiliensis (rubber tree), 2433 nucleotides. RefSeq lists its product as uncharacterized. The coding region runs from base 1387 to 2151 and encodes 254 amino acids. Lineage: Eukaryota; Viridiplantae; Streptophyta; Magnoliopsida; Malpighiales; Euphorbiaceae. The transcript has 5 exons. The record is from RefSeq and is a predicted model, not a curated record. Gene Ontology annotation, molecular function: hydrolase activity, acting on ester bonds. Gene Ontology annotation, biological process: GPI anchor biosynthetic process. Gene Ontology annotation, cellular component: endoplasmic reticulum membrane.